Molecule: messenger RNA, 1382 nt
Organism: Nilaparvata lugens (brown planthopper)
Lineage: Eukaryota; Metazoa; Arthropoda; Insecta; Hemiptera; Delphacidae
Exons: 4
Coding region: 337-1281 (314 amino acids)
Source: RefSeq, a predicted model, not a curated record
AUUGAAGUUUGUUUGUAGAGUGCAGUAGAGGCCGAACCGAGCGAUGGCAAUUGUAGCGUGCUACAACAACUCUUGAGCCACUUAGAUACGCGAACGGCUUAGCGGACGCACAAGCUAGUAAGACGACCACCAGCAACCGGCCUUAAUUGAUAUGACAUUCGAGAAAUAGGAAGAGUGUUGACGUCUAGUUCAGCGUACGCUAUUCACUUGUUCAUUAGCAAUUAACUCGCAGUAUUAUGAUAACAGUUUGUAAGUUAGCGACUUACUCCGCAAUAGUGAAAAUACAUCAAAUCUAUUGAUAAAUCUAGUGUAAUUGGGUUUGAGGUGUCAUACACAAUGAAUCGCAACCGAAUCUCCAUCUAUGACUAUCCCGAACAUCUCAAUCCUUUUUUCGAGGAUGAUUCGUUGGUUUGCCAAGCUGAGGAACAGGUGGGAGCGGAUGAUGGGAAAUGGAAGAACAGGAAAGAGAAGUAUGGAACUUGGGGAGCAGGUGCUCGCUACAAGAUAAGGCGAUCGUUUCUGGAAUCAAAGUGGAUUGAAACACUGAAUCUGAAUCCAGCCAAAAACAAAGUUACAAAAAAAUUGUUCUCAUUCAAAACGAAGACAAUUGACCGGUUUCAGAGAGAAAGAUCAAAAUCGAAUUCUUUUGAGCAUUGUGUUCAAAGACCGGAGAAGAAAGACUUAAAUGCACAAACUCAGAAGACUGUUCUUGGAAUAAAAGUUGUUGCACCACCCUUACCAGCUAGAAGACAUUUCAAUGUUACAGGAGCAUCAACUUCUAAUUAUGGUCAAUACAAGCCGGAUAAUACGAGAACUUCGGUCUACGAUUACCAAGGAGUGAAGCCGAAAUUGAGAAAGAAAAGAGCGGCACCCGUGCCCCCCGGAGCGCCCCUUGACCCGGAUACAGAGAACAAUCAGAGUUCCAAUCAAACAGACAUGCAUGAAAAUGGAGUCCAAUUGAACGAAAAUUGCAAAGUGAGUGUAUCUUCAGACAUAGGCCUACAUGAUCAUGGAGCCCAAUCGAGUGCAGAUAGCAAAGUGGAUGUACAUUCAGCAGCAAUACCUGAUAAUGGAAAUGGAGACCAACCAAAUGAAAAUAACAAAGGGAAUCCAUCUUCAGACUUGCAUGAUGACGGAAAUGAAAACCAGUUGAAUAGAGAGAUGGUUUCUUCAGAAAUAUCAACAAUCGAGACUGAAGUUAGAGAGCUGCCACGAAUUAUUAUUGAAAAUUGUGAAACACAUUCACAACCACUAGACGCUAAAGAAAACUUCCCAAAAUAAUUAUUAUUCAGAGUUAGAGAAAGUUAGUUACUAUUUACUAACACAACCUGUAGUUGAAAAAGUGUCUAAUUUAUUAUAAUAAAACUAAUUUCGUUCAAGUG